AUGUCGGUCCGAUCAAAAGCUCCAGAGUCAGAUCUGAGCUUCGGAGCCUGCAAUCAAAUUACCCGUGUCUAUUCGGUAAAACCCACCGCAUCCCGCAAAAUCCGUGAAACCAAAGGCUUAUGUAUCCAUGAGUUCUAUAAUUAUACUUACGAUACAUUAGUAGGAAACAAGUUUCUGACUCCGGAGAAAAGCCACGUACUGCAGUACCGUAGUAGGAAAGACGGAUUUACCAGGUCAUAUGGGUUACCGAAACUGAAGAGGACAAGGAUGACGAUCUGCGUUUACAACGCACGUACGCCUGCACUGAAAGCCCUCAUCAGGGAUCUGAUGAUGCAGGCCAGAAAGACUAAAUACAAAAUUAUCGGACUGAACGGACAAGACCACGGCACCCCUCUAAAUGCAGUAUACGAGACAGAGGGAGAAUUGUUCUUGGGAACAUGCGAUAUUAGAGGAGUUGGUGCCUUUGUCAACAAAUAG
Molecule: messenger RNA, 477 nt
Organism: Necator americanus (New World hookworm)
Lineage: Eukaryota; Metazoa; Nematoda; Chromadorea; Rhabditida; Ancylostomatidae
Exons: 1
Coding region: 1-477 (158 amino acids)
Source: RefSeq, a predicted model, not a curated record